Molecule: messenger RNA, 1654 nt
Organism: Papilio polytes (common Mormon)
Lineage: Eukaryota; Metazoa; Arthropoda; Insecta; Lepidoptera; Papilionidae
Product: aminoacylase-1-like
Exons: 9
Coding region: 307-1578 (423 amino acids)
Biological process (GO): amino acid metabolic process
Cellular component (GO): cytoplasm
Molecular function (GO): aminoacylase activity
Source: RefSeq, a predicted model, not a curated record
UAUUAUAUAGUAUAUUAUUAUACAAAUAAGGUAAACAGGUAUUCUAAAAUCAUUGAAUAGGUAAUGCAAUGCAGCAGUGAACAAAAAUAGAGUGUAAUAAUUAAAAUAUCUGAUAAUUUAAUAGACUGGUGUGAUUUUCUUGUAUUUAAAAACACCUAAUUUGAUUACAUUUCUUACACGUGGUGAAUUUCGGUUGAUUGACCGAUAUCUAUAUGUAAAAAAGUUUUUAAUUGCAUUGCAUUCAUAAGUAGCAUCCAACCUUGAAUACAUAACAAUCGGAAAGCAAAAACGACCGCGAACGCAAAAAUGUCUGUACCGUCUUUAAUAAUUUUUUUCGCACUAUCCUAUACAGUUUUAACUAGUCCAAUUAUUAUAAGAAAGUGUUCGCCUAGAGAAUGUAAUAAUCCAUCUGUAAAACUUUUACAAGAUUACAUAAGAAUUGAUACAAGUAAAGAAAAAAAUAUUGAGUGCGCUGUAGAAUUCUGGAAAAAUCAAGCGGACAAAUUGGGCCUGCUCUUUGCGGUGUACCGUCCUUCUGGCAAACCAGUUUGCGUGAUUACAUGGCGUGGCAGGAAUCCUAAACUACCAAGCAUUGUUCUCAAUUCUCAUAUGGAUGUAGUACCUGUUGAACGGCAAAACUGGACAUAUCCACCGUUUUCUGCAUACAUUGAUGAAAAUGGUAAACUGUUUGGACGCGGAACACAAGAUACCAAAACCCUCAGCAUCACUUACUUAGAAGCUGUCAGGAAGCUUUUGAUAUCAGGAGUCAGAUUGCGACGGACUAUACAUCUAUUAUUAUUUCCAGAUGAAGAGACUGGUAGCUUUAAUGGUAUAAUUCCUUUUAUCGACACAAAGGCGUUCCAAGCUUUGAAUGCUGGUUUCUUUUUCGAUGAAGGUAUAGCGUCGCCCGAUGAUACGGUAUACGUCUCGUAUCAAGAUAAAAGACCUUUCCAAGUUAAUUUAACAUUAUACGGAGAAGGCGGCCACUCCGCGACGCUACCUAAAAGAACCGCAGUUGAAAAGUUACGACGGUUAUUAGCUAUCACUUCGAAAUUUCGCGAUCAACAGAGACAAAUGAAAUUGUCAAGAGCUGCAACGGAUUAUGGAUCUUACACUUCAAUUAAUGUGAAUAUUAUUAGGGGUGGUACUUUUACAAAUGUAAUACCAACUCAAAUAACUGUGGUGAUCGAUAUGCGACUUGCGGUAUCAGCUAAUAUUAGUGAUGUUGAAGCAAUGAUACAAUCUUGGAUUUCUGAAGUAGGUAACGACACUGAUAUAUCGUACAUUAGAAGAGUCGAAGUGUCACAGCCAACGAAAUUAGAUGCUGCCAAUCCUUAUUGGGUAGCUGUGGACAACGCAAUGAAGGAUAUGGGUAUAAAAGUGCUUCCAAUCGUAUUCCCAGCUACAUCAGAUAUGGUCUCGAUCAGGAAUCGGGGAAUACCCGCGAUCGGCCUAGCGUACUUACCUCGCACGGAACUAUUGCUUCACGACAUAGACGAAUAUGUACAAGUCGAAACGUUCUUAAAGGGAAUACAAGUAUACAUUCAUAUUUUACGAAAAGUUUGUAAUUUACGGUGAUUCUUUUCAAAAUUAUGUUCGAAUAUAUCGUAAUAUGUAUGGUAUUUUAUACUGAAAAAGCAAAUCUAUACUUCCA